AUGAGAGAAUUGAUUCUUUAUCUUGAGCCUCCUGUUGGUUUUAAGCAACAUGUUAAUUCAUUUCUUGAUAUGAGUAAAGACAAGUUUGGAUUUACAACAGCAAACAGAUACAAUUGUCAUGUUUCUAUGUCUGGUUUUUUUACUGUUACUGACAGAGAACAAGAGGUGGUUCAAAAGGCUAUUGAAAAAGUGAUGGAUAAACUGCCAAUGGUACAAGUUCAGUUGACGCCAUUGCUGGUAUACACUAAUGAUAAACCAUCUCAUUUACUUUUGCCAGUGGUUGCUCCCUCUUUUGUUCAUACUAUGAUGGCAAGUAUUGCUCAAGAGUGUCAAGAUAUUGUCAAGCUAAGGUUGAAGAAGAUCAACCAUAUAAGUUUGGCCUAUUGGAAUGAACAGCAAAAAGAAUGGAAUCCAAUCGUAUUAAAAGAUAUUAAAAAAGAAGCAGAUGCUUGGUUUAAGCAAACAAAAGAACCAAAAGAUACAUGGGAUAUUGUACUCUAUAGACGUACUAAAAAGAGUGAGGAGAUAGGGCAACCUCAUGUGUUUGAAGAACUGAAAAGAUGGCAUGGUUAA
Molecule: messenger RNA, 573 nt
Organism: Gilbertella persicaria
Lineage: Eukaryota; Fungi; Mucoromycota; Mucoromycetes; Mucorales; Choanephoraceae
Exons: 1
Coding region: 1-573 (190 amino acids)
Source: RefSeq, a predicted model, not a curated record